This is a messenger RNA of Centropristis striata (black sea bass), 1507 nucleotides long. It is a transcript of the gene cyc1, whose product is annotated as cytochrome c1, heme protein, mitochondrial. The record is from RefSeq and is a predicted model, not a curated record. Gene Ontology annotation, molecular function: electron transfer activity; heme binding. Lineage: Eukaryota; Metazoa; Chordata; Actinopteri; Perciformes; Serranidae. Bases 42 to 965 code for a protein of 307 amino acids. The transcript is spliced from 7 exons. Gene Ontology annotation, biological process: mitochondrial electron transport, ubiquinol to cytochrome c.
GUGUGGUUCGUGUUGGUUGUUCGCUCUGCAGCUCAGAGAAGAUGGCGGCGUUACGAGUCGUGGUGCUAUCGGGGAGUGGGAGAGCCCUCCUCAACACCCCGAGGACUAUCAAGACCCCCGUGGCCAACAUGUCCUUCGCCAGCCUGCCUCGGAACAAGAAGGUUGCCCUGACGACGCUAGGCGUGGUGACGGCCGGCGGGGCGGGGCUCGCCAUGAUGCUGCACCAGUCCGUUAAAGCCUCCGACCUGGAGCUCCACCCCCCCAACUACCCCUGGAGCCACGGGGGACCUCUGUCCUCGCUGGACCACGCCAGUGUUCGUCGUGGUUACCAGGUGUAUAAACAGGUGUGUUCAGCCUGCCACAGUAUGGAGUACCUGGCCUUCAGGAACCUGGUGGGGGUGUCACACACAGAGGCCGAGGUCAAGGCCAUCGCUGAGGAGGUGAGCUAUCUCAGAGGGUUAAAGAUUGUGUGUUGUAUGUUCACCCGGCCAGGAAAACUGUCCGACUACUUCCCAAAGCCCUACGCUAACCCCGAGGCCGCCCGCGCUGCUAACAACGGAGCCAUGCCUCCAGACCUCAGCUACAUCGUCAACGCCAGACAUGGAGGAGAGGACUACGUGUUCAGCCUGCUGACGGGUUACUGUGAACCUCCUGCAGGAGUAUCAAUAAGGGAGGGUCUCUACUAUAACCCGUAUUUCCCCGGCCAGGCCAUCGGCAUGGCCCCGCCCAUCUACAACGAGGUGCUGGAGUUUGAUGACGGAACUCCUGCCACCAUGAGCCAGGUGGCUAAAGAUGUGUGUACGUUCUUGAGGUGGGCCGCUGAGCCAGAGCACGACCAACGCAAACGCAUGGGACUCAAGUUGCUGCUGGGCUCCGUGAUCCUGGUCCCUCUGAUCUACUACAUGAAGAGACACCGAUGGUCCGUGUUGAAGAGCAGGAAGAUCGCCUACAGGCCUCCCAAGUAAACCCAACCAACAACCCCUCGCUGGGUCUAGAACCAACAACCCCUCGCUGGGCCUAAAACCUCCAGAGAGCUGCGUCCAACAACCCCACAACCCUCGGCUCACAGCAGCACACGGACAAGAACCACUGACAAACACACACAGGCCUUCCUCAGACGGGCUAAAGAAAGAAAUAAUAAGAGAAUAUAUGAUACGUUUAUUUACAGAAGAAGAAGAAUGUUUGCUUUGUAGUUGUUAGAACAAACCGUGUGUCUGGAGAGUUGUGGCGUUUUUGAACGCAGCCUCCUCAAAGUUUGUUUGUUGGAUCUGCAUCGAGUUAAAACCGGCAGCAGUUCAGGUCUCCACAUCUCGUAUCAGACACUCUAAAUAAUCGGCCGGCGAGUCGACCGACUGCCCGUCUUUGUAAGAUACUUCAAUAAAAUCACAAACGGCUGAAAUGGUUGUAAGAUGCUGCGUGUUAAUCCAUCCUGGUCCCUGUUGAAGCCGCUCAGUGGAUGCAAUGCAACCUCUGUUUUACUGUACAAAAUAAAUUAUGUUAAAGGUAA